Notodromas monacha is the source of this 624-nucleotide messenger RNA. Lineage: Eukaryota; Metazoa; Arthropoda; Ostracoda; Podocopida; Cyprididae. The record is from the annotation of a GenBank genome assembly.
GGAACGGUAAUUGGAGACCGUGCGUGGAAGUGAGUACACAGGUGCCGUUUUGCGCCAAUAAUGGGACUUGCUUGGAAAUGGCAGCGUCAGUGUUGCCAACUAGAGAUUUCAGAGCAUCUGCGGACUCACAGAAUCGUCACAUGUUCAGUAAUGGGAAAAAUAAUGAUGGGGUCAUCAGAUCGUGUCUUUGUCCCCCGGGUUUCGGCGGGACUCGUUGUCAAGAUCAAGGAAAAAUGGUGGUGAUUGACGUGGAUUGUGGAGAGACGGAAAUAGUGGCAGAAGACGGAAUCAUCAUAGAAUUCGCAGCCCUCGGCGUUCUUCCGGGUUAUCCACCACCAGACACGUGUCCGUCUAGGUUCACAGACCGGAAACCCGGUGGGGUUCAUCAAUUGCAGGACGAACCCGGCAAGGGGUUCAGCAAGACCGGGUUCGGACCCUCUCGGGGUUUGCUGGGCAAUUUCAACGACACGGACGGACGGAAUUUCUCGGGUUCUUGCUACUCGGAAAGUACAUUGGCUUUACUUCGGUUCGUGCCAGGGAAAAACAAAGUGUGAUGUCAACUUCAAUAGCCUGACAAUUAUGCAUGACAGUCCACCUUAUUUCUGUCCCCCUGAAGCAAUGGGC